AUGUCGUGGACAAAUGAAAUCCGCGUCGUGAUUGGUUUGGACUUUGGAACCACUUAUUCGGGAUUUUCUUUACAUCAUAUCGAAAAUGAUGAUGUUGGGAAUAUCCAAGCAAACUCUAUAUGGCCCGGAGGUAUGGGAACAUUAAAGACAAAUACGGUACUUCAAUACAAAGCUAACCUUGAAGAGGUUGAAUUGUGGGGUUAUCCAGCCUUGUAUAAGAAACCUAAUAAGAAAAAAAAAGAUAAUGAAAUGAAACCUGUAGAAUUAUUUAAAUUACAUUUGGGUAAUUGUUUAGAACAGUUUAAACCAAAAUUGCCUGUAGAUUUUAAAAAGGCAAUUGUCGAUUAUCUUCGUGAAAUGGGAAAAUGUAUUAAAGAAACAAUUCCUCAAUAUUGGCCUGGAAUCGACUUCAUGAAUGAUGUUCUUUUAGUUCUUACUAUACCAGCUGAAUAUUCGGAAAAUGAUAAGGCUAUAAUGAGAGAAUGUACAUUUAAUGCUGGAUUGAUAAGCGACAAAAAUUCGGAAAGAUUGCAAUUCACAACUGAACCUGAAGCAGCAGCAAUCUACUGUAUGAAUUGCUUAAAGGAAUAUAAACUUACAGAACCCGGAACAACUUUCAUGGUCGUUGACUGCGGUGGUGGCACAGUAGACUUAACAACUCGUAAAUUAUUAGAAGAAAAUCAACUAGGUGAAGUUACAGAAAGAGCGGGAAAUUUUUGUGGGAGUACAUUCAUUGAUAAAAAAUUCAUCGACCUACUUAAGCGUGAAGUUGGAAAAUCUGCUGUAGAUUUGUUAAGUGAUAAGAAUUAUGGUCAAUUGCAGUACUUAAUUCAAGAAUUUUGUCAAUAUGUCAAGAUGCCAUUCACCGGAAAUGAUCCAAAUUUAAGAUAUGAAAUGAAUCUUGAAGAACUUGCUCCCGUAUUAUUACAAUAUGUCACUGGUUCAGAAAAAGAUUUGAUGGAAGAAAAAGAAUGGAUAUUGGAACUUGACUUUGAUACUAUUAAAUCCAUGUUUGAUCCUAUUAUUGAUAUAAUUAUCGAAAUGAUUCAUAUUCAACUAAAAAAUUCUUCAGGAAAAUGUUCUGCAAUAUUCUUAGUUGGAGGCUUCGGUCAAUCAAAAUAUUUACAGAAAAGAAUUGAGAAAGAAUUUAGUCAAUUGGUAGAAAAUAUCUCGAUUCCGAACCAACCUAUCGCAGCAGUCGUACGUGGCGCAGCAAUCUACGGUAAAAGUUUACUUGAGUCAAGAAAUUAUAAGAACACGAAUAAUUUAAAAUGCGUCAUUGCAACUCGCAUAUUAAAUCAUACUUUUGGAGCGAAAGAAACUGCUAGAUGGCAAACUGGAGAUCCACCAGACCGAAUUACAAUUUUUGGAAAAAUUCAUAAAUUUCGCCGUAUCGUAGAACGUAAAACUGAAGCUACAAUUGAUCAAGAAUUUGUAUUUAAAGAUCUUUAUCCUAUCACUCCAUUUCAAACAAAAAUGAAAUUUGAGAUAUAUUAUACAAAAGCACAGAAUGCCGCUUAUUGUGAUGAACCUGGUGUGAAGUUGCUUGGGAGUUUACUAAUUGACCUUCCCGAUGUUCAUUUAGGAUUUAAUAGACCCUGUACAUUUUGCAUAUCAUUUGGUGAUAUGGAAAUUAAAGUUAGGGCUUUUAAUCAAACAAAUGGACAAAAUUAUGAAACUAAGUUUGAAUUAAAUAAUUAUUAA
Rhizophagus irregularis DAOM 181602=DAOM 197198 is the source of this 1704-nucleotide messenger RNA. RefSeq lists its product as uncharacterized. The record is from RefSeq and is a predicted model, not a curated record. NCBI's taxonomy places the organism in Eukaryota, Fungi, Glomeromycota, Glomeromycetes, Glomerales, Glomeraceae.